CCCGUUACGUCCUGCGCUUUCUCUUCUUCCUGUUCACCUUGAUUUCUUGAUGUUGGGUUCGUGAAUCCCAUCGGCUCGCUGUCCCGUUCGAACUGGGUUGCGUUGGUUUCUUUAUCCUGGAAUUGGAUGGAGGUUUAAUUAUCGAUUGUAGAUAGACCUGCUAAGAAUAUAGAGGCCAGCAUGAACAUUAUCGGAUCUGUCUCUCCCAUGAAGUUAAGUGGAACAAUUCAGAGAAGAUACUGGUGGCAUCCAAAUCCUGAUAAAAAAUGUUCAUUUCACAAAUGUUCUGGAAGCAACAAACUGGAAUCGUUCAGGAAUAGUGAGUUCAUGGGUUUCAAAAUGAAGGCUCCAAUUUGGUUGCUUAAGGACAAGAAGCCAAGACAUGGUGCCAGCCCUCUCCAGGUUUUCUGCAAAGACUUCCCGAGGCCUGAACUUGAGAACACUGUUAGUUUUCUAGAAGCUGCCCAGUUAUCUUCAUCUUUCUGCAAUGGUCCACGGCCAAGAAAACCUCUGAAGGUUGUCAUAGCCGGUGCAGGUCUGGCUGGUCUAUCUACGGCAAAAUAUCUAGCAGAUGCAGGUCAUAAGCCUAUAGUCUUGGAGGCUAGAGAUGUCCUGGGUGGAAAGGUUGCUGCUUGGAAGGACAAUGAUGGAGAUUGGUAUGAGACAGGCCUCCAUAUAUUCUUUGGGGCAUAUCCCAAUAUGCAGAACUUGUUUGGGGAACUUGGUAUCAAUGAUCGCUUGCAAUGGAAGGAGCAUUCUAUGAUUUUUGCAAUGCCGAACAAGCCAGGAGAGUUUAGCAGAUUCGAUUUCCCAGAAACUCUUCCUGCACCUUUCAAUGGAAUAUUUGCAAUAUUAAGAAAUAGUGAAAUGCUGACUUGGCCAGAGAAAGUGAGAUUUGCACUUGGACUUUUGCCAGCCAUGCUUGGAGGGCAAGCUUAUGUGGAGGCGCAGGAUGGGUUGACUGUUACAGAGUGGAUGAGAAGGCAGGGUGUGCCGGACCGAGUCAAUGAUGAAGUUUUCAUUGCCAUGUCCAAAGCACUCAACUUUAUAAACCCCGAUGAGCUUUCCAUGCAAUGUGUAUUAAUUGCUUUGAACCGUUUUCUUCAGGAAAAGCAUGGUUCAAAAAUGGCCUUCCUAGAUGGUAAUCCUCCUGAAAGAUUAUGCAAGCCAAUUGUUGAUCAUAUUGAAUCAUUGGGUGGAGAAGUUUGGGUUAAUUCACGAACUCAGAAAAUUGAGCUAAACCCCGAUGGAACUGUAAAGCACUUUUUGCUCAGCAGUGGAAACAUAAUCAGUGGAGAUGUUUAUGUAAUUGCCACUCCUGUUGAUAUCUUGAAGCUUCUUUUACCGCAAGAGUGGAAGGAUAUUCUGUACUUCAAGAAGUUGGAAAAAUUAGUGGGAGUCCCUGUUAUCAAUGUACAUAUAUGGUUUGACAGAAAACUGAAGAACACCUAUGACCAUCUUCUAUUCAGCAGGAGUCCUCUUUUGAGUGUAUAUGCAGACAUGUCCGUCACAUGCAAGGAAUAUUAUGAUCCUGAUCGUUCAAUGUUGGAAUUAGUGUUUGCUCCUGCAGAACAAUGGAUCUCAUGCAGUGACCAGGAAAUUGUUGAUGCCACUAUGCAAGAACUGGCUAAGCUAUUUCCUGAUGAGAUUGCGGCGGAUCAAAGUAAAGCCAAAAUUCUGAAAUAUCAUGUAGUAAAGACUCCAAGAUCUGUUUACAAGACUGUUCCAGAUUGUGAACCAUGCCGCCCUUUGCAAAGAUCCCCGGUUAAAGGUUUCUAUCUGGCUGGCGACUAUACAAAACAGAAAUAUUUGGCUUCCAUGGAGGGUGCUGUGCUAUCUGGGAAGCUUUGUGCUCAGGCAAUCACACAGGACUAUGAUGUGUUGGUUGCUCAGGCCGCCCAGAGAGAAGUCCAGGUGUCAAUAUGAGUGUCAGCUAGUUGAUUUAUCAUUAACAUCACUGCAAAAGGAAUUUUAUAGGCAUAAGUCAAAAUUGUUUCUGUAAUUGGCCUUUCCAAAUAGCUCGAAGUACCUGUAAGAGUCCAACUAUUGUAGGAAGAUUGCUUUUCACUCUUGAGCAACAUCAAAACCGAAAGAUCCUCUUUUACUGCAACUUGAGGAUGACAAGUGCCAACAGUUAUGUAGAAUGAAUAUUGCCAGUACAUUCUCAUGACCA
Musa acuminata subsp. malaccensis (wild Malaysian banana) is the source of this 2173-nucleotide messenger RNA. RefSeq names its product 15-cis-phytoene desaturase, chloroplastic/chromoplastic (gene PDS). Gene Ontology annotation, molecular function: phytoene dehydrogenase activity. The record is from RefSeq and is a predicted model, not a curated record. NCBI's taxonomy places the organism in Eukaryota, Viridiplantae, Streptophyta, Magnoliopsida, Zingiberales, Musaceae. Gene Ontology annotation, biological process: carotenoid biosynthetic process. Gene Ontology annotation, cellular component: chloroplast thylakoid.